This is a messenger RNA of Vollenhovia emeryi, 1253 nucleotides long. Its product is annotated as UPF0396 protein CG6066. The record is from RefSeq and is a predicted model, not a curated record. NCBI's taxonomy places the organism in Eukaryota, Metazoa, Arthropoda, Insecta, Hymenoptera, Formicidae. Gene Ontology annotation, biological process: regulation of gene expression. The transcript is spliced from 5 exons. Gene Ontology annotation, cellular component: nucleus. Gene Ontology annotation, molecular function: chromatin binding. Bases 291 to 1109 code for a protein of 272 amino acids.
UUGCCCAUGAAAUAUACUUCUCUAGUCUUCUUAGUUGGUAGGUUAUGUACAGUUAUGUAUUUGAGAACGAACCUAACCUCUCACCGUUGUACCGUCGACAACCGACACGUUCGUCAACAGGAUAGGAAGGUAAAGGAGUAUCGCCGGGUUGCCCGCUAAAUUUUGUCCGCCAAAUCGGACAAAUGAGUUUUAUCACACCUGUGCGAAGCUAAUGACAGAGUGACGUCGGUGACGUCCUGGACGAACGACAGCGGAUAUUCGUAAAAGAGGAAAGGAAGAACCGCGAGGAGAUGAUGAACGAGAAGAUGAUGGACGCGCGGAGGCGCGAGAGAGAGCUGAUAGGAUUGCGCGGAGUUGCCGAAGCUUGGGGCAAAUCGCCGACGCAAAUUGAAUAUAGCUCGGACGAAAAGGAUGAGGAUCUUAGCAAACACAAAGAUAACACUUCGCCGAAGGACCGCAAGAGAAAGCGACACGAUGUUAAAAAGAAGAAAAGCAAGAAAUUGAAGAAGGAAAAGAAGGCGAAGAAGGAGAGAAAGAAAGAGAAAAAGGUAAAGAAAGAAGCAAAGAGAGGCAAGAAGAAGAAGAAGAAGGCAAAGAAAGAGAGCGACAGUAGUAGUUGCGACGACAGUGACAGCAGCGAUAGUGGCGACGAGGAGGUCUGGGUGGAGAAAACCACCGUCACUGAUAAACCAAAACCGAAGAAAGGUUCGAGUUCAGAUGACAGUGGAGACGACGGUGUGGUUGGGCCUGCUCCGAAACCACACGUGACUCUCUCGGCCAAGGAUUUCGGCAAGGCGCUGCUGCCAGGCGAAGGCGCGGCAAUGGCGGCUUACGUAGCCGAAGGGAAACGCAUACCCAGGAGAGGCGAGAUCGGCCUCACAUCCGAGGAGAUCGCAGCGUACGAAUCUGUCGGUUACGUCAUGAGUGGCAGCAGGCAUCGUCGCAUGGAAGCGGUUCGUAUCCGAAAGGAGAACCAGAUCUAUUCUGCCGACGAGAAGCGUGCCUUGGCCAUGUUCAGCAAGGAAGAACGGCAGAAGAGAGAAAAUCUUAUAUUAGGACAAUUUCGAGAGAUGAUUAACCACAAGAAAAUGGCGCAGGAGAAGAAUUGAUGACUUUAUCGAGUGUAACAUUGACACAGUUUCUCGUGUCAUUGUGUACUUGUGUGUAUAUACAUAUUAUAUAAACUUAAGAUUUCAUUAGGUGUACGAAGAUGAUGUAUAUAGAAAAUAUCAAUGUAUGUACAUUUGGAUAAA